UUUAUAAUCAAAAAUAAUAAAUUAAAUUGCUAGAAAAAAGAAGAAGAAGAUUUUGCUAGUUGAGAAAAACCUCGAAAAUUCAAACAAAAUGCGUCGAUUGGAAUCAUUUGGAUAACAGCAGCUCGCUCCUUUACUCCUCAGUCGUCUACAUCACCAUCAUUUAUCCCCCAUUUGAUUUUUGCGAGUUUCGAUCAAACCCUAAUAUUGCUGCCCGAAUUGUACCAUCAGUCGCUUCGAACAACUAUGGAAGGUGGCUAAAAGAGAUGGAGAAUUUAUAGUGCAUUCAAAUGUAUUUUGGAGUUGCCAGCUGUUAUGGAGACAACGGAUGACAUAGGAGAUGUGAUUGGUCCAAGAGGCCUGAUUAAGAAGCACGAGUUGGUACGAAUCAUCAUUCAAUGUUUAUACGCUCUAGGUUACAGCAAGUCCGCUGCCUGUUUGGAAUCUGAGUCUGGCAUUACAUGUAAGUCCCCCGAAUUUGAAUUAAUCGAAUCACACAUUUUAGAUGGAAAUUGGGAUGAUUGCAUCGAGAGUCUUGACAAAAUAAAUGGCUUGGAUGACGAGACAAGGGCUUCAGUAUCUUUCCUUGUUCUUGAACAAUGCUUGUUGGAAUGUUUGGAUUGUGGGAACAUAUCUCUGGCGUUGGACAUAAUGCGGAAGCAGUUUUCAUCUUUGAAAAUUGGCACAGAAAUGGUUCACAAACUUUCUUAUGAACUGCUCUCUUUGAAGGGAUUGAGGUUGGGUUGUAUUGAUAGUGAUUCAGUUCACGAGUUGCGAAAAAGAUUGCUCGCAAAUCUGGAAAAAGUUUUACCACCACCAAUUACACUGCCUGAGAGAAGGCUGGAACAUUUGGUCGAAAUGGCUAUUUCUGCUUUGGUCGAUGACUGUAUUUACCACAGUUCAUCUGAUUCAGUAUCACUGUAUAGAGACCACCAUUGUGAUCGAGAUCAGUUUCCAACAGAGACCACUCAGAUAUUGACUAAUCAUCAAAAUGAAGUAUGGUCUGUUCAGUUUUCCAACAAUGGAGAGUAUUUGGCAUCAUCAUCAAGUGAUUGCACAGCCAUCAUAUGGAAGGUGCAGGAUGAUAAUAGAGUAACCCUGAGGCACGUGUUAUGUGGCCACAAAAAACCUGUUUCAUUUGUGGCAUGGAGUCCAGAUAACUCCAUGCUACUCACUUGCGGAAAUAUGGAAGUCCUUAAACUUUGGGAUGUGGAAACUGGCACAUGCAGGCAAACAUUCGGCGGCGAUGGUUUUGUUGUUAGUUCUUGUGCUUGGUUUCCUGAUUCCAAGUGUCUCGUCUGUGGCAGCUCAGAUCCUAAGAAGGGCAUUUACAUGUGGGACUGUGAAGGUAAUGAGAUUAAGGCCUGGAAAGGUAUGCGUAUGCCAAAGGUUAUUGAUAUUGCUGUGACUCCAGAUGGGGAAAAUCUCAUCAGCAUUUUCUCCGACAAAGAGAUAAGGAUAUUGAAUUUGGCAACCAAUGCUGAACGUGUUAUUUCUGAGGAGCACUCUAUCACCUCUCUUUCGGUAUCUGGAGAUAGCAACUACUUAAUCGUCAACCUUAAUAGCCAAGAAAUUCACUUGUGGGACGUUACCACAAAAUGGAUUGAACCACGCAAGUACAGUGGCCACAGGCAACAGAAAUAUGUCAUCCGUUCCUGCUUUGGGGGUUUGAACAGUAUGUUCAUUGCCAGUGGCAGUGAAGAUUCCAAGGUGUACAUAUGGAACCGAAGAAGUUCUAGCCCAAUUGAGAUCCUGUCUGGCCAUUUGAAGACUGUAAAUUGCGUUAGCUGGAACCCAAGGCGACCCCAAAUGUUAGCUUCAGCGAGUGAUGAUAACACAAUACGUAUAUGGGGACCAUGUCGUUCCAAUAGAGCAGAACGGAAUAGCUUUACUGAGUAGAGUGUGCAUAUGCAGGUUUUCUUCUAUACCAACAAUUUUCACUUUUUGUGGUUGUAAAUGUCAGGGUUACUUCCUUCUUUUUGGCGUGUGUAUAUUCUCACGAAAUUCCUGUUCUGUUAAUGCCCUUUUCUUUCUUUUUGGUCUCUUAUUUAGUUCACACUUUUUUUUACUAUGGUCUGUUUCCCAAAUUGAUCGUCUAUAGACUUGUGUGAUUGGUUGUUGGAAGUGUAGAAUAUGAAGUAAUUAACUUGUACUAUGUCUUUUUAGUUGACAGUAGUUAACUUGUAUUUAUCUGGUCUGUAAUUGUGAAUUACUACUACUGAAGCAUCCACCGUGUUGCUUUCUCGUUGAGGGGAAUAAGAAUGCAUUAUUGUCAACUAUCAAA
Molecule: messenger RNA, 2281 nt
Organism: Salvia miltiorrhiza (redroot sage)
Lineage: Eukaryota; Viridiplantae; Streptophyta; Magnoliopsida; Lamiales; Lamiaceae
Product: WD repeat-containing protein WDS homolog
Exons: 5
Coding region: 313-1896 (527 amino acids)
Molecular function (GO): protein binding
Source: RefSeq, a predicted model, not a curated record